AUGGGGCCCACGGGCAAUAGGGAAUCAUGGGGCCCCUGUGUCCUUGCCCAAACUCAAAAAAGCCUAUGAAAAAGGUACCAGGGGCAUCUCAUGGGGCCCCCUACUGACCCCGGGCCCUCAGGCAAAAUACUGCUACAGGGCAGCGCGGGUGUGCAAAACCACAAGUAUACACGUGAUCAGGGGCGGACUGACAACUCAUGGGGCCCCCGGGCAAUAGGGGAUCAUGGGGCCCCUGUGUCCUUGCCCAAACUCAAAAAAGCCUAUGAAAAAGGUACCAGGGGCAUCUCAUGGGGCCCCUACUGACCCCGGGCCCUGGGGCAGUGCCCGAGUUUCCAAAUGGUCAGUCCUCCCCUGCAC
This is a messenger RNA of Staurois parvus, 357 nucleotides long. The record is from the annotation of a GenBank genome assembly. NCBI's taxonomy places the organism in Eukaryota, Metazoa, Chordata, Amphibia, Anura, Ranidae.